GACGGGCUGGUGAACAUGGGACUCGGGGUGUCCUCUGAGGACGCAAGGCCCGCGCCCCAGCCUAUUCUGUUGGUUGGUGAGGCGACGAUAAUGACCCUGGAGUGGUGCCAACAGACUGGGCGAAUGUAGGCCUUUUUGCAGUUCGGGCAUUACUUCUGCCCGAAGUAAAACCUGCCGUCUGCGUUGCGUAUUUUCAUAGUUUGCAACUUUUCCCGUGUCCCGCUGGCGUACACCGAAGACGAGGAAACCUGUACAGCGGUGUUCCGUGAUCUGCGGGAGCAGCCCUCGGGGACGAAUGUGCCGGAGACCAUGCCCCUCCUGACCCAACGCAUCCAGGAUGAGAGCGAUCAGUACUGCUUAGUGGCCAGCCUUGACAACGUUAGGAAUUUCUCCACUAUUCUGAAAGCUAUCCAUUUCCAAGACCAUGCCACCUGUUUCGUUACUAAAAAUGGAGUCAAGGUUACUGUGGAAAAUGCAAAGUGUGUGCAAGCUAAUGCUUUUAUUAAGGCUGGAGUAUUUCAAGAGUUUCUGGUUCGGGAAGAGCCUAUUAUAUUUCGAAUUAAUUUAACUGUCCUUUUAGACUGUUUAUCUAUUUUUGGAUCAAAUCCUAUGCCAGGCACUUUAACUGCACUUCGGAUGUGUUACCAAGGAUAUGGUCACCCUUUGAUGCUAUUUCUAGAAGAAGGAGGAGUGGUGACAGUCUGCAAAAUCAAUACUCAGGAGCCCAAGGAAACUUUGGAUUUUGAUUUCUGCAACACCAAUGUUACCAGUAAAAUUAUUCUGCUGUCAGAGGGGCUCCGUGAAGCAUUUUCUGAAUUGGAUAUGACGAGUGAGAUCCUACAGAUCACCAUAUCUCCUGACACACCCUACUUCAGGUUGUCUACUUUUGGAAAUGCAGGAAGCUCCCACCUUGAUUAUCCCAAAGAUUGUGAUUUGAUGGAAGCAUUUCACUGCAAUCAGACCCAGGUCAACAGGUACAAGAUUUCCUUACUGAAACCCUCUACAAAGGCACUGGUUUUAUCGUGUAAAGUGUCUAUUAGGACAGAUGACCGAGGAUUCCUCUCAUUGCAGUAUAUGAUUAAAAAUGAAGAUGGACACGUAAACUUUGUGGACUAUUACUGUUGUCCAGAUGAAGACAUUCCUCAAGCUGAGUCCUGAGUACAAGAAUCCACAGUGAUGUUGAUGUUUGCUGAUAAUAGGUUGCGUUCUCAUUCUGAGAAUGGUACUCUCCAUGAUUUCCUGUUGUAUUUUCUAUAGGGAACGAGGAUAGAGAAGAUGGGAGCAGAGUCUUCAUAACAACUGCUGUGUGUUUUAUAAAUAAAUGUUUUCAUGCAAUCACAGAUUA
This is a messenger RNA of Chinchilla lanigera (long-tailed chinchilla), 1345 nucleotides long. It is a transcript of the gene Rad1, whose product is annotated as RAD1 checkpoint DNA exonuclease. Gene Ontology annotation, molecular function: 3'-5' exonuclease activity. The transcript is spliced from 6 exons. The coding region runs from base 310 to 1158 and encodes 282 amino acids. Lineage: Eukaryota; Metazoa; Chordata; Mammalia; Rodentia; Chinchillidae. Gene Ontology annotation, cellular component: nucleus; checkpoint clamp complex. Gene Ontology annotation, biological process: DNA damage checkpoint signaling; DNA repair. The record is from RefSeq and is a predicted model, not a curated record.